Parnassius apollo (apollo) is the source of this 423-nucleotide messenger RNA. NCBI's taxonomy places the organism in Eukaryota, Metazoa, Arthropoda, Insecta, Lepidoptera, Papilionidae. The record is from the annotation of a GenBank genome assembly.
AUGGAAACGCGCAGUACGCCUCUCGAAAAUCGACCGCGACUUCCCCGCAUAGCCCUAAGCAAGCGGAAUCGGGCUGUCGUGAGGGCUCUGAACCCAAUGCUGGUGUCCUAUUUGGAGGCCAGUCGGGACCUUUGCGAUACGGACUCAAUUCUUUUCGGCCCCGCGCUGGCAGUCUGCCGUAUCAUAGGCGCCAAGGUUUCUACGACUGGACCCGCUACUGGCCAAAGUAGCGCUAUCUCAGCAUGGAGAAAAAGAAUUGAGGAGCGUAUCGCAAAGGCUAGAGCUCUCAUCGGCAGACUGAUAUACUUCAGAUCAGGCAAUAACAACCAACUUGUGCGCACCGUCAGGAUGGCAUUUGCAUUUGACAAACUGUCAUUUGUCCCAGCUGGAUAUAAUGCAAAAACUGACGGAGCGCAUAGAUGA